This is a messenger RNA of Diorhabda carinulata, 1292 nucleotides long. Its product is annotated as leucine-rich melanocyte differentiation-associated protein-like. Bases 480 to 1184 code for a protein of 234 amino acids. The transcript has 6 exons. Lineage: Eukaryota; Metazoa; Arthropoda; Insecta; Coleoptera; Chrysomelidae. The record is from RefSeq and is a predicted model, not a curated record.
UUUGGAGUUUUGGAGCUCGAGUUUUCGUAGAACAAAUAUCAAACGUUUAAUGACAGAAAUAAAGUGCUAAACUAAAACAAGGAAAAGGUUCCAAUACGGUGUUUUUUUUUUAAUUUACCGCCAAAUAAAGAAAAGUAACCACCAAGCUGGAACUGAUAAUUUUAAUCGCUAGUGUGAAUGAUUAGAAAAUAAAUUCUAUUUGACAAAUACUGAAUUUAUAGCGCUUCAAUCAACAAUAGAGAAUGGGUUAAUCUAAUUAUUGUGCCAUUAAUUAAAUGCAUUGAAUAGGUUUAGGGAAAUGAAUAGUAUUGAUUAUUAAAAAUUCGAUAUAAUAAUCAUACCUGAAAAUUUCUUUUUAUAAACCUUAUUGAUUAGAGAUAAUAAGUUUAAAUAGCGAGGAUAAUCCUUCAUUACAAGUUGUUGGGUUACGUGAAUUGCAGAAGAGAUAUUUUCAAAAUGGCACUGAUGAAAGUUUAAAUAUGACAUCGCUGGGAACGUUUAUUUUAUUAGAAAAAUCAUUGAGUUCAGUAACGUCUUCAUCUGUGAAAAACGAUGAUAAUGCCUACGACACUGAUAACAAUUUACACAGACUAUCUCUAGCUCAUGAGGGGUUAGAUUCAAUGCCGAAAAUAUUGAUUCAAGAAGUAGCACCGACAGUAAAAAUUUUAGAUCUCAGUUACAACGAAUUUGACUCUUUAAACUUCUUAACGGAAUUUAUCAAUUUAAAUUCAUUGAUUUGCGAUCAUAAUAAUAUCCGUGCUAAUUCUUGUAUACCAUUUAUGCCCAAUUUAGAAUUGUUGUGGAUGAAUUAUUGCCAAACUUACGAUAUAUUUCACUUAAUAUGUAAAAUCAGUUGUUCCUGUCCAAAUUUAAAGUACCUGUCGCUAAUGGGGAAUCCCGGAAUACAAACUUUCUUAUUUAACAGGGUGUCCAACUCAGAACGAACGAGAUAUAGGUUAUUUACGAUAUCGCUAUUUCCAUGUUUACGGCACUUGGACGAUCAAAUUGUUUCGAAAGAAGAACGGCAGAAGUCGCAUAAAUUAUAUCAUAAAAACGUUAUUGAUGUGCAAGCUGCCAGAGCCAUGCCGAAUUCUUUACAACGGGUAACCUGCAGUAGUAGGCUCUCGACAAUUUUAUCUCGUCUACGUGGAUUAAAAAACGAGACAAAAAAUUUAAUUGUAUAGUAUUUAUUGUUGUUAUUGAGUGUUUUAUGUAUUUUGAGUACCGUUGAAUAUAAAUAAUUUGUUACUAUUGCUGAAUAUUUUAAUAAAAGUGAUUUUUUCAUUAUUUAA